GCUGGUUAGUUGAAGUCACUGAUGAGCAGUGCAAAAGCAUUUACUAUUUGCAAUUAUUAGGUCGCGAGAUCUUAGCUACUGUAAAUUUAUUGUUAGGGUUCUUAUAUUGGUUAAAUUGAUAAGAAAGCUAUAGAUGUAAGAAGUGUCAGUGAUAUUAGAUCAUGAAAUAAAAAAUUCAUGGCCACGAAGCAGGCGUGCGUGCCUGAUGACGUAACGUUUCAAGCGGUAUUCGUAUAGAGACCUUGAAAGUCUGUUUGUAAUUGUGAGUGAGAUUCCAUGCAGCAGUGUGUGAGAACGCAUGCAUUAACAUUUUUCUGUAGAGCAUAAACAAAUGACACUUUGAGUGGUCAUCAUUUUUCGCAGUUACACGAGUUUGUCACAAAAUGGAGGACCUCUCUGACAGUUAUUUAUUUGCUAUACAAAAAAUCAGUGGUGAAACUCAAACAGAUAAAUUUAAAGAAAUUGGCCGUAUUGUACAACAUAUUGUAAAUUUUGCGAAAAAUCAAUCGGAUAUAAAAAAUGCAAUUGCUACCGUGCCAAAUGCUUUAGUGCCUUUAAUAAAAGUUCUUGUUGGUGUCAAAAUAAAGUCACCUUCUCUCAUAAUACAAGCAUUAAAAUCAGACGAUAUAUAUUUAAUAACAGAAGCUCUUAGAGCACGAUGGUUUUAUGAUGGCAGUGAUAAAUCAAUAACUAAUUACAAAUAUUUUUCAGAAGCAAUCUUUCCUUAUGUCUCAAUGUUCACGCGUAGAAAUAUUGUAAAAAAGUUAUCUGUAUGCCUUUUGGAGAACGAACCAUGUAUAGCUGAAGAUUUUUUUAACGGCAUUGUUGAUACUUACGGCGUGCAAGAAGCUACCAUUCUUUUGCCAGCUUGCCGAAGUGAUUUUAUUUACAAAGCUGUGGUUAAACAUAAAAUUAAUUUAUCCAAUAAAAUUUUAAAAAACCUUUACAGAAAGUAUCCAAAUCUCGUCUUACGUUAUUUGAGGUUUGCGAAUCCUUACGGGAGACGAGAUGAAACUGAUCGAAUUAUGUUUAAGAUUGUCGAUAUCAAUGAGUAUGAAAAUUUCAUGCCACUGUUGAUAACCAAACAUCCGGAAACUUUUAUCGAUAUGCAAGAAAUUAGUAGAAUUUCACCAAACUUAGGAAACAGACGAACAAAGAUGCUUUUAAAACAUGCUAAAAAAUUUUUGAUUGAAAGGCCACGAGAAGUAAUUGAUCUAAUGCCUAUAAAAUUAGUUUAUGAUAAUUUAACUCAAGAAGAAUUUGAAACAAUGUUUGGUAAUAUUAUGGAAGAUCGUUGGGAUAUGUUCAAUAUAGACAAUAUGUUGAACUAUCUAGAAUAUUAUCCAGAAGAUAAACGAGCUACUCUCAUUAAGAAUAAAGUAAAAGAAAAAUAUGGUUUUAAUAUUUUAGAAAAAGUUGAAAAAAUGACUACAAAAUUUUUAUUACUAUUGCCGCAAAAAGAACGUUUUGAUUUAGCUCGACGAAUCAUCGAAGUUGGGCACAAAGUUGUCGAUGGGUUUGAUUCUGAAAAUACUUGGUGGUGUUAUUUACCAAUUGACGAGGCUAUUUCAGCUUUAAAAAUUCAAAUGGCGAAAAAUUGGAGAUCAAAUAAGCGUCAAAAGAUAUUUUCACAACUCAUUUAUGUAUGUAAAUUGAAUGAAAGCAAAGACGCUUUACUUGAAGUUUUAAAAUUCCUUGAUGAAAAGUGUAAGAACGAAAGAUCUCAAGUUAUAUGCAGUAUGCUUGAUCGUAUAACCCAAGAAUUUGAUCUUGAUACCUUUGAUAAUCAAUAUUGGCCGAUUUUGUUCAAUUUAGUAAAGCGAAUUAAAUUAAAAAAAGAAAAUGCAAGAGAUUAUUGGGUUCUUAUAAAAAUUCUGAAAAAAAAUGUUCAUUAUUGUAUCAAACAUGACCUACCAUACGACGAUAUAAUUCAAGUAAUUGUUCGAUUAUUUGUAGAAGGGCGCGUUGGUGUAUCAUGGAAACUACUUGAAGAUGAAGCAGAAUAUGAAAGAAAGUAUUUAGAUGUCUGUUUUAAGCAUAAUUAUUGGCUCAAUAUGGACUACAAGAAAAAUAUAGUAGAAGGUAUUUAUAAUUUUAAUGAACGUCAUGGUUUUACAAAUGAAUCGACAGGUAGAUUAUCUUUGAAAGAUUAUCCACAUUUAUUGGAAAUCGUGAAGAGAACGAUCAAAGAUGAACAAAAUGAAACAUUAAGUUGGAUAAUUUAUACUAAAGAAAAACUAGAAAAACACGAACCGGAGCUGUUUAAAUCUUGGUUUUGUGAUAAACAAAAGAGCGAAAAAAAUGAAAAAAUGGAAACGGAUAAAGAUGAAAAACAAAUAGAACUAGCAGUAACUGAAAAAAUCAGAAGUGAAAAAACGAUUGAAAAAAUGGAUGAAGAAACAGAAGACGAGAGUGAAGAGAAGAGAGAUGUUGUUAAAUCUGAUAAUACGGAUGGUGAUUCGUCUAUUGAUUCAGUGAAAAGCUCAUCAGAAGUCAAGGAAAAAGUAAUAUAUCUUACAGAAGCUAUAAUAGCAUUGAAAAGAAAUUUCAGCGUUAUUAAGGAAAAUUGGCCUCAAUACUACGAAUGUUGUAAAAAUGAAGUUAAUACGAAAAAACGCCGGAGAGUAAAGCUUUUCUUGAAAACCUUACGUUGGUAUCAAGAAAUCCCAAUUAAAUUUGUAGAAAGAUCUAUAGAAGAAAAUAAUUUUCACAUUAUUGGAUAUCUGGUUGAUGGGCCAACAUUUUUUAAAAUAGCUCAAAAGCAACUGCCCGACGAAAGCAAUAAAGACAACAACGCCAUUUACUUGAACGCUAUUCAGAUUACUUCAGCUGUCAAAAAUACAACCACGCCAAUUCCUAUUUAUCUAGUCGAGAAAUACUUAACAGCUAGCUAUAUGUAUUCAUUUAAAAACUAUAUAAAUGAUGGUCUGAAAUUAUGGUCGUACGUAGCGUAUCGUACAUCAUCCGAGAAAAUGAUAAAGUUGUCUAAAAAUUUAGCUGCUAAUAGAUUGUUUUUAAAAAGACAUGCUAUUCGCGUAAUGAAUAUUAUGGCAGCUAGAAGUGACUUAGUUGAAUUUUUUAAAGAAAUGUGGGUCGUAGUAAAACAUCCAUUAAUACGUCAAAUGUUAGCUGAUCGGGUGGGAACACUUUUUUCCAAACGACCUAGUGCAGACUCAUGGGAAUUGAUGAGCACUUGCAUUGACGAUUUAUCAAUUCACGAAGAUAAUAUAUUUGAAGAUCUCAUGGGGUUUAAAUCAGUGCCACUUGAGUUUGCUGCUGGAUACGCAGAAAAAACGUUUAAUAAAUUGCAAGAGUUUAUUAGCAAAGGAAUGAGCACUCGUGAUGCUUUGGAUUUACUUGACAGAUUUUUUCAAAAUUUCAAACCUGACUGUACGGAUCAGUUGUCGAAUGACUUUUAUAAAGAAGUAUUGGCGUUUUAUUUAAUAAACUUUGAUGCAGAAACACCGAAUAUUGAUCGUUUUAUUGUAAAAGUUUACUUGAAUCCUGCAAGUAUUCAUUUGCAGGAAAGACUCGUGCACUUAUCGAUUUGUUUUACAAAUGAGUCAAAGCGGUGGUAUGGACUGAGUAUAGAGAAGCGAAAAUUAUCGACAAAUUUUGUUGAUAGAAUUAUACAAGUUGUUGUUUUUCAAGUGCUCAAGUUCAAAGGAAACUUAAGUUUGGUAGAAAAUUUAUAUCGUAUGGUUUCCACUAUAUUAAUACCUUAUAAGCAUUCUUGGUCGUAUAUUAUGUUAUUUUUGUGUACAGAAUUUAUGCGGACUCAACCUUCUUUUAAAGAUUUUGGAAUAAGAAUCAGUGAAACAAUAAGCUCCCUCGUGGAAAAAUUCUCGCCCGAAUAUUUUAUGCAUAUUGUAGAAUUAAUAAGAGAGUUCAUUUGCAAUUUUAAUUUUUACGAGUAUUCUGCAACAAUAAAAAAUCGAUUAAAUUUUCUUGAAGGUUUAAUAGAAAAUGAAAAUAAAAAUGGUCCCAUUAUAGCUGCUAAAUUGCUGAAUUUAAAAAUUGUAAGUGAAUAUGAUAAUCAACAUUGUCAAAUACUUCGGAUUUUAUCUGAAAUAGAUAAUCCAUUAGUUCAAUCUCUUUUGUGAUAUCAAAUCGAUGGUAAAUGACAUUAUGCAACAGAUCAUUUAAAUUUAUUACAAUAAAAUCAUUAUUUCCUUUAUACACAACGUGUGAUACUUCCAAAUAACGUGUGAUAAUAAAAUAUUAUUAUGUCAUAGUUAAUGUUAAACUUUCAAAGAUUCUGUUAAUUUUUCGAUCUGUAAAUAAAACUCAUGUACUAUCUAAGUAAAUUAAGAGUUUUAUAAUGAAAAAUAUAACAAAAAAGUCAUUACUUUUUAUGUAUUCAUUUUGUAUUAUAUUUGAUAACAGCAUAAAAUUAGUAGAAUAUGUAAGAGUCAUAAAUAAGUUGUGGGAAACAUUUUAAUAAAGUGGAUCCAGAUAAAAAAUACUGCCUUAACUUAUUAAAAUGUUCCAAGCGUUUUUGUUGCUGAUGUUUAUUGAUGGUAAUAUGGUAAAUUUUAGUUCG
Messenger RNA from Phymastichus coffea, 4543 nucleotides. RefSeq lists its product as uncharacterized. Lineage: Eukaryota; Metazoa; Arthropoda; Insecta; Hymenoptera; Eulophidae. The transcript is spliced from 2 exons. The record is from RefSeq and is a predicted model, not a curated record. The coding region runs from base 384 to 4103 and encodes 1239 amino acids.